Messenger RNA from Melampsora larici-populina 98AG31, 1469 nucleotides. RefSeq lists its product as uncharacterized. NCBI's taxonomy places the organism in Eukaryota, Fungi, Basidiomycota, Pucciniomycetes, Pucciniales, Melampsoraceae. The annotation marks the transcript as partial. The transcript is spliced from 7 exons. The record is from RefSeq and is a predicted model, not a curated record.
CUCAUACUGAUCUGCUUACCGAACCACCCGCAUUAACUUAUCCAGAGUUCGACCGAGAAGUCCAUAUAUGACUACCUAUCCUUCUAAUCGAGUAUCUCACAACUCAGCAAUAUUCGGAACUUGCGAACUUUCUAUACUCCAAUGUUCAACCGGUCGCACAUCUGAUAAAGAUGAAGUCAAAGACGCUGAUUUUGCCCAUGACUCGGAAUAUAUAAUUAUUAAGAACUAACGCUAUUCUUUUGACUCGAUAGAUAUUUUCCCUAAAUAAUAUAUUCAUCAACCACCUACAAUCCAAGAACUUCAAAUUCAAAUUACAUCUGACAGACAGCAUCAAUUUUUGGUUACUCGACCCAGUUACUCAGACUCCCCAAAAUUGAAACUACUUCCAACUGGCCAACCAAACCCUGUACACGGAAUACAGAAACUCCAAACCACGUUACAAAUUUGUGAUACUCGAAUCCAGUUCUUCACCGACAAUCUCGCGACCACCUCAUGUUGUAGAUAAUAUGCUCUAAUCAUGGUUUGUUCUCCACUUAAUACAAUUAACAAAUAUAACUUCCAAUUUACUAUAAGCCAGUGCUCAGGACUGGCUACUUGGGUCUGUGACCAGAAAAUACGACCCUCAAGUAUUGCUGCUGUGAUACUUUAGCUUCAUCCAAAAGAUAACCCCAUUUUCCGUUUUCACGUCUAGGUUUCAAAUCUCGCUUUGGAAACUGACAUAAAUUUUUACUAUAUAUAGAGUCUCAAGAAACAGCGACCACAAUUGCUUUGUUCCUCGACUAUUAAUCUCGAAAUCUUGAUUAAUCUCGAAAUCUUGAUCUUGAUUGAUUGAUCCCGAUAAUCUCGUUCCUCGAAUAAUCUCGUUUCUCGAAUAAUCUCGUUCCUCGAUUCCCGAUACAGUCUUACUUUGGGGUUAUUAAAAAGAUCCGAUGGCCGAUCCCAACGAGUCAACUACUCAUGGUUUGUAUUUGACUGGAAACUUUGAAAUUGAGAGCAAGCUUUCACCAGAAAACGGAUGGCGAGUAGAGUAUCGGACCUAUGCAACAUCGAUCGCUAGCGGUGGCGCACAUCGGGAGCGCUUAAUGAGCUAUGAUAUUCAACUUAAAGGAUACAGCCAAGCUCAAUUUAAACUGGAGCCAGGCAAUAUUUAUUUCCUUAGAGGGUCUUUUUUUCCUUCAAACACGGAUGAAACCACGAAAGACAUACUAUUCUUUGAAGCCUCUGACCGAGUAUUGAUUAGUUCUUCAGAAAACUUCAGUGGUAACUUAGUCGACUCAAUUGCGGUGACCGGAGUUGGCAUCAUUACGGCCAUUGAUAAAUUCCCGGAGCCUAUUACCAAUGGUUGUAUACCUAAUCCAGCUGAUGGAGAGAAGAUUGUCACGGUUGUGACUGUUUUACAUUCCGAUUACAAUCCAACUGCGAAGGGCCCUAAACAAUCCACUGUUGAAUAUCGUAUUCCACCGACUCGU